This is a messenger RNA of Giardia duodenalis, 1203 nucleotides long. RefSeq lists its product as uncharacterized. Lineage: Eukaryota; Fornicata; Diplomonadida; Hexamitidae. The record is from RefSeq and is a predicted model, not a curated record. The transcript has a single exon. Bases 1 to 1203 code for a protein of 400 amino acids.
AUGCCUUCUAUUAUUGACGCGAAGUCUUUUAUAGAGGCACCCUCAAGGCAUGGCCGUGCCUCUCCGCUCGAUGCUGAUCCUUGGGAAGAUCUACCGACUAUGAAGGUGGCCGUCGGAGCUGCACAACUGGUGUUACAAAAGUGCGGGGAGAGCAGUAUGUUCUUGAACAUGCACUACUCAACGAGCGUUACUUCCCGCAAGAUUGCAAUCAGGACAUCUCCCUUUUUAAACGAAAAGCGUGUCAGCCGAGGGGCUUUAGCUGGAGACCAAGGAAUCCCUAGUCAUGUCAAGCCCGCUGUUUCUGUUAUAUUACUUGUCUCUUCCGCGUGCGCUAAAGCAGCCUCAGAGAUUAGGAAGCAGAUUUAUGAGAGGUUCUAUUGUAAGGAGGCCCAGCAUCCAAUCACUGAUCCCGGAGAUGACUUCAAUGUCGUCCUCAUAAUCACAAGAAAACAUCUAGAAGCCAUGUUUAACAAGCACACAGGCUCGUUUGUGCGCACGUACUAUUACGAUAAACUUACAGAACUGCGCCGUGGUACGCGGCUCAUGUGCUUAAUGGACAUUAGAUUGCAGAAAGACCCUGUUGAGGGUAAAGUAAUGACAACGCUGAUGCAAGCUUUCACUGCUCCGCCAUAUGUUUUGGACAUUAACUGCAAGGAUUUUACUUUUAAGGUCAUCGCGGGCUGCUUGGGCCAUGAUCUAUGGCUCUACCCGUGGAGAGAGGCCUCUCUCAAUUCUACCGAAAUUUCCUUGAUGAACUCCCAUGCACGAACAGAGUACUUGCACAUCCGUGACUUCAUCACAACCUAUGACGCCCGAAAGGCACGGACAGCAGCUGUGGACUCAGAUGGUAACUGCUAUCUCUUAGAAAGUAGGAAAGUCCUUCCAUCUGAGUUUUCCAUAACCAUGCUGCAUUUGAGUGGCGGGAAAGUGGAGAAUUGUUUCGUUGGAUCCACAAAAGAGCCACCCGAUAUGAUAGCAAAGCGCAUUUUCCUAGUUGGGAAAGUCCUUAGACUGGCAUGUCCUGAUCUUACGGUCUCUGCUUUUACUGUAGGGGGGAUUUCUGCUCCACAAGUGCCUCUCUCGCAAGAGGGGCUGGGGUCAUUGAGAACCUCCACUUUAGAGCUACCUAAAUUGGAUGGGCGGACGCACCCUAUGAGUUCUAGAGAUACCAAGCACAACAAAAGAAGUAAAGUGAAACUUUGA